Molecule: messenger RNA, 432 nt
Organism: Botrytis porri
Lineage: Eukaryota; Fungi; Ascomycota; Leotiomycetes; Helotiales; Sclerotiniaceae
Exons: 2
Coding region: 1-432 (143 amino acids)
Source: RefSeq, a predicted model, not a curated record
AUGAUCUCCUCACGCUACAACAGAAUCAUCAUCCUUUUCACCCUACUCAUCUUUACUUUCGCAAACAUUGCUCAAGGAACGUUCUCUAUCAGUCUGCCUCAGAUAAUUACAAGCGAAGGUCUAGCCAAUCAAACUCCAGUCAAUCCAACUGGAACAAGCAGUUCUCACCUCCUCUCCCACUUUUCACACAGUUCCAGUACCACUACUUGGACAUCCGCAUCCUCAACCUAUACUCAAACUCUGCCUGGUUGCUGCUUUCGGAGCAAUGGAAUUCCAGGAUCAUGCGAGACUCAAUCCACGUGUAAACCCCAAAGAGGAAGUCCAGCAACGUCAACUACAGUACCGACUUCAAAUCCUACCAUAUUCGCAACUUCGAGUCCUAAUCCAAGUCCAAGCCCAAGUCAUAGUUCAGGACAGCGGAGCGUGCAGUGA